CAGUUAAACGCACAUCGAAUAUUCUUCUUGCCAGGUACACAUUUCACACGAGUCGCCAUGCCACAGCUACAUCGUUGUUGCCAUAGUCGCCACGACUUACGCCACGAUUCCCGGAUCGCGACGGGAUUUUACCUGCGGAUUGCGUGCUCACUCACUUUAUCUUGUUUCGAGUCUGCUCCUUAGCGGGGUGUUCGAUAUGGACGCGCAAUUGCACCAGAGCGGCUCCCAAUCCUCCCUCUCGCAAGCUCACGUCGAGCGGGGCUCGUUACAGUCACAUCGGGAAAUCGACGCGCUACGAUGCGUGCUUCCAUGGCUGCCGCAGCGCGACCUAUGCGCCGCGGCGUGCGUGAGUAGGGAACUAAGAACCGCAGCUUAUCAGCCCGAGCUGUGGAAGUCUCUUUCCCUGCAGGGUGCCACUAGCGCCAGGGCCAGGCUCGCCCAGGCGCUCACUCAGCCUCGUUUUAGUCACCUUCAGCAUCUGAAUCUGGAGUUCGCACAGCCAAUCACAGACGCCGAUCUGCUGCUGCUUGCAGGGAAGCCCCUCGUGUCUCUGAAUCUCAACGCGUGUCAGCAAGUCACGGACCAAGGGGUCACCACUGCUGCUAAACUGCUCCCGAAACUCCAAUCCUUUUCUCUCUAUUGGAACCUCAGGGUGACUGAUUCAGGUGUGAAGCAAGUGGUGCUCCGAUGCACCUCGUUACAAACACUCAACCUUAGUGGAUGCAAGAACAUCACAGACACGUCUCUCCGCUUCAUCAGCACCUCUCUCCCCAAUCUCAAGUCCCUAAACCUCACACGUUGUGUGCAGGCAACAGACACGGGGCUGAAGCACAUCACAUCAGGUUGCACUCAAUUGGAGGAACUUCUGCUGUACGCCCUCUCUAGCUUCACUGACGAGUCCCUUGCAACAAUCGGGCGCCUCUCACAUCUACGGGUGCUUGACCUCUGCGGCAUGAAGCACCUGACAGACGAAGGACUGCAAGGCAUCGCGUGCUGCACUCACCUCAGAUCCCUCAACCUCUCUUGGUGUGUGCUUAUAACGGAUCAGAGCCUCAUCACAGUAGCAUCCUCCUGCCACUAUCUCGAACUUCUAAGUCUGCACGGCAUAAGGGGAGUCACAGAUGCGUCCAUGGCUGCGCUCUCUGCUUCCUGCGUCAACACUCUGCACACUUUGGAUGUCAAUGGCUGUGUGGGGAUAGAGGAUCGCUCCCAUGCUCAUUUGAAGGUGCUUUUCCCCAAGCUCACAUGCUUCACUGUUCACAAGUAACAGUGUAGAUUCAUGUUUUUCGUAACAAUCACAAUUGCAACAACUAGGGCCUGUCCCAACCUGUGUAAGUUUAAUUACGGUGGGAUUCCUGGAUCCUAGGGAUCAAAUAACAAAAUGAAAUGGAUGGGCCAGGUUUGCAAGAGAACGUGCACUUGGGAUGGGACACGUGCUUAGUGACUGUUGAUGGUUGUGCAGCCAAUGAGGGCUCUCUCCCUGCAUCACUUUCUUAG
Molecule: messenger RNA, 1497 nt
Organism: Closterium sp. NIES-67
Lineage: Eukaryota; Viridiplantae; Streptophyta; Zygnematophyceae; Desmidiales; Closteriaceae
Source: the annotation of a GenBank genome assembly